Messenger RNA from Camellia sinensis, 2112 nucleotides. The record is from RefSeq and is a predicted model, not a curated record. NCBI's taxonomy places the organism in Eukaryota, Viridiplantae, Streptophyta, Magnoliopsida, Ericales, Theaceae.
AUGGUGGUAAAGAGUAAGGAGAAGUCUCAACACCUCACCGACCUAGCAGAAAUGUUUGCCAUACUUAAGCGCCACAAACUUCGUUUGAAUGCCUCCAAGUGCGCCUUCGGAGUCGGCACCGGGAAGUUUCUGGGGUUUUUGGUCACAAACCGAGGGAUUGAAGCUAACCCAUCACAGAUCAAGGCUAUACAAGAGCUGGAGGGCCCAAACUCCACGAAGGACGUGCAACAUCUUGCUGGGAUGGCAACCGCGCUGAACAGAUUCAUCAACCGGUCUUCAGAUCGUUGCAAGCCCUUCUUUAAAACUUUGAAGGCCAAGUUCUUUUGGGAUGACGAAUAUGACCGUACACUGGCAGACUUAAAAAUAUACCUUUCCUCAGCCCCUAUCUUAGUCACACCUCGGCCGGGCGAAGAAUUGUAUCUCUACUUGGCUGUCUCUCAACAUGCUGUAAGCGUCGUCCUAGUCCGCGCUGAAUGCAUCCAGCACUUGCCAAUCUUCUAUGUGAGCAAGACUUUGCUCCUGACCGAUACGAGGUAUCUUCCGCUGGAAAAAUUAGCGCUGGCCCUGAUGAUGACAUCAAGAAAGCUGGUGCACUAUUUUCAUGCCCAUACAAUAGUUGUGUUAACCGAGUUCCCGCUUAAGGUGCUUUUUGAAAAGGCAGACUUCACCGGAAGAAUUUUGAAAUGGGCCAUGGAAUUGGGGCAGUACGAUAUCAAGUUCCGCCCGCGCACUGUAAUCAAGGCUCAAGCUCUUGCAGACUUUGUGGCGGAAUUCACCCCUGGAACGCAUCCAAUUUGCCCGGUUGAUUUGGCUGGUGCGGAUUUAGCACAGCCCAUAGUUCUGGCGAUAGAAACGAGUGUUGGCUCAAAAGCGGGAGAAGGCCAAAGAGCGACCGCACUAGAAGAGCCGGGUGACUUCUUGGAAGACGUGCUCAAUCAAGGCAAGGAAAGAGACCAGAAUGAACCGAUCAGAGACUUGGAAUUUAGAAGCUCCCAGAACCCCUCUGAUUGCUGGAAGCUAUUUAUUGGCGAGAUGUGGAAGCUCUUCGUUGAUGGGGCAUCCAACAGGCAUGGAGUCGGGCUGGGUAUCGUACUGACUUCACCGGAUGGGCUGAUUAUCGAGCAGGCAAUUACGCUCGGCCUCCCAGCAUCCAACAACGAGGCGGAGUAUGAAGCCCUCCUUGCCGGGCUAAGAAGCGCAUUGAGAAUGAAGGCGUCAGCCCUGAUGGUAUUUAGCGUUUCCAAGCUGGUGGUCAAUCAGGUCUCGGGGGAGUAUGAGGCAAAGGACGAAAGAAUGGCCAAGUAUCAGGCGUUGAUACACGCAGAGAUCAAGAAGUUCGCUGCAAUAAGGAUGGAACAAAUUGAUCGUGAGGAAAAUAGCGUGGCUAAUGAAUUGGUCGGACUUGCUUCUGCUCAGACAGCUUUUCCUAACCCCUUGAUGAUAGAAUUUUUACCUCGGCUAAGCAUUGAGGAACCGGAAAUGACCAAGGUGCUCUGCGCCGACUUGGGUCCUUCCUGGAUGGACCCCAUCAUCGCCUUCCUGAAAGAUAGAGUUCUACCAGAAGAGAAGAAGGCGGCCAACAAGAUCUGGGCCAAGUCAGAGUGGUUUUGGCUCUCCCCGUCCGGAGCCUUGUAUAAGAAGUCUUUUACCGGGCCGUAUCUGAAGUGCGUUCACCCUGCUAAGGUGGAAGCCUUCCUUUAUGAGAUCUAUGAAGGCAUCUACGGCAGCCAUACUGGGGGUAGGUCACUGGUUUACAGAGCAAUUUCCCAAGGUUAUUGGUGGCCGUGCAUGCAGGCAGACACGCAGAAAUACAUUCGCCGAUGUGAAAAGUGCCAAAAAUUUGCUCACCAGAUCCACCAGCCAGCGAGAGAAUUGCUCCCCCUUACAAGUCCUUGGUCGUUCGCACUCUGGGGAUUGGAUAUAGUGGAGCCACUCCCAGUAGCCCCGGGCAAUCGCAAAUUCUUCAUCGCCGCCACCGAUUACUUCACAAAGUGGGUUGAGGCUGAGCCACUGGCGACCAUAAAGGAAAAGGAUGUGAAGAAGUUUGUUUGGAAAAAUGUUAUCACUCGCUUCGGUAUACCCAAGGCCCUCAUCUCAGAUAAUGGCACUUAA